Macrosteles quadrilineatus (aster leafhopper) is the source of this 510-nucleotide messenger RNA. RefSeq names its product peptidoglycan recognition protein-like. Gene Ontology annotation, biological process: peptidoglycan catabolic process. The transcript has 3 exons. Bases 7 to 510 code for a protein of 167 amino acids. NCBI's taxonomy places the organism in Eukaryota, Metazoa, Arthropoda, Insecta, Hemiptera, Cicadellidae. Gene Ontology annotation, molecular function: N-acetylmuramoyl-L-alanine amidase activity; zinc ion binding. The record is from RefSeq and is a predicted model, not a curated record.
UAACAGAUGUAUUAUGUCCAACACUCUCAAAGGAUUGACAGACCUGGGUUUAGAAUUAUCAGCAGAGAUGAGUGGGGAGCAGUUGACCCGUUGUGGGUAAAGUUUCUCGCACUUCCCGUGCAACAUGUGUUCUUCGAGUAUACCAACACGGACGAGUGCACUAAUAGGGAGGAGUGUAUGGAGAUGAUCAGAAUUAUUCAGCGUUACAAUCUGAAGCUGAGAUCCAAUCCUGACAUACGUUACAAUUUCCUAAUUGCUUCUGAUGGCACCGUCUACGAGGGCCGCGGAUGGGACUCAGCUCCUCGACUGCCUCAAAAAUACAGUAAUGUCAGAAGAAAAGCUCUUUACGUUGCCCUCAUAGGGAACUACAUAGAUAAGGCUCCCAGUGAAAAAAUGUUUCAGGCCAGAUCCGACCUAGUCGAACACGGAGUUUCACUAAAAUAUGUCAGUGCAAAGCAUUUAGAGUACAGCAUUGUAACUCCAAAAGUCCCAGGGACUUUGGAUAAUUAG